UCUCUCACUCCAGAAAGCUAGAGAGAACCGAAACACCAUCAUCAUGGUGGCCUUUCCUCCUCCUCCCACUCGUCUUCUUCUCAUUCGUCAAAAUUACUCCGUCAAAACUCUCACCCAGUAAUCCCACACACCCAUCUAUUAAUACCCACUUGCCAAAAUCCAAAAGAUUUAAUCCAAAAAACAAUGGAUCUUGACGAGUGGGAAUUCCUCCCCACUGAUGGCUUCAUCGAUUUCGAUCAAGAUCGGGAUCACCCUCAACCAAAAAACUUUGUGGGUAAACGAGAUAAUACCCAACCUAAAUCCAUGUUGAACAUGGAUUACUUCAUCUGUCCUUCCUCACCUCCUUCCAUCCCUAAUCAAAUUGUUCGCCUUCCCCUCCUCCCUGAUGAUGAUCAUCAUACGGCGUCGUUUCCCAAACAAAUCACUAACCUGCCUACCCAACCGACACCACCCUCCGCCGAUCAGAUCAUCAUCAACCCUCCUCCGAAAAUGAUGGGAUCUGUUGAAGCUGAGUCUGAUCAAGAUGGGGUUUCGCAGGUUUUCUUCAAGAAGAAGGAGAAGGACCAAUUAGCCGACAUGAAAAUUGAGAAGAAGGAAAAUGAUCAAUUAGCCGACAUGAAAAUUGGCUCGCCGAGAGCCGCUGUGGGUAGAGUGAUUCUGCCUCAGAUUGACAGUGUUCCACUCAAAUUUGAUAGUGAUCAGACCAUGGAGAGUAAGAUCUGUGGUAGUAGUCCCCGAAAGGGGGUGAAAGGGGAACGGGAUGAGUUGGAUUGUUGUGAUGGUAACGAUGGUGGGUUUGACUUGUGGAAGUGGAGUUUGACUGGGAUUGGAGCUAUUUGCUCGUUUGGGGUUGCAGCUGCUACCAUGUUUAUUGUUAUUUUGGGAACUAAUAAUCACAGAAACAAACAGCUGCAGCACACCCAGAAGCUUAGGUUUGAGAUUUAUGAUGACAAGCAGAGGAUUAAGCAAGUGGUGCAGCAGGCAAGCAAGCUGAAUGAAGCAAUUUUUGCAGUAAGAGGAGUGCCCAUAAACAGAGCUCCAAUAUCAAUUGGUGCUCACUAUGAUGGUCUUUAAGGCAAUGGAAUAUUGGAAUUGGAUGGAGCUGGCUGUGAUGGAUUAAUUAGUUAAAUAAAUAAUUAAGCUAGUUUUUUGUGGAUUUAUUAUUAAUUAAUCAAUUAGUCAAAUAGGGUCUUUUCAGUUUUGUACAUAAUAAUAUGCUACCUAUGCGUGUGUGUUUGUGUGUGUAUAUAUAUAUAUAAAAGGGAUUUGCAUGUUAGGGUGCGUUUGUUAAUGUUUGAGUUUAUUAGUAAUUAUGUAUAGAUUAGAUAUUAAAGGCACUUAAUUAAAAGUUUGGCAAUAACUUUAUAGUUGGCUUUUA
This is a messenger RNA of Carica papaya (papaya), 1378 nucleotides long. RefSeq lists its product as uncharacterized. The record is from RefSeq and is a predicted model, not a curated record. NCBI's taxonomy places the organism in Eukaryota, Viridiplantae, Streptophyta, Magnoliopsida, Brassicales, Caricaceae.